This is a messenger RNA of Coregonus clupeaformis (lake whitefish), 2757 nucleotides long. RefSeq names its product E3 ubiquitin-protein ligase TRIM39. Lineage: Eukaryota; Metazoa; Chordata; Actinopteri; Salmoniformes; Salmonidae. The coding region runs from base 855 to 2522 and encodes 555 amino acids. The transcript has 15 exons. The record is from RefSeq and is a predicted model, not a curated record. Gene Ontology annotation, molecular function: protein binding; metal ion binding.
AACAACCAAGCUACCAACAGCUGAACAACCAGCCUACCAACAGCUGAACAACCAAGCUACCAACAGCUGAACAACCAGCCUACCAACAGCUGAACAACCAGCCUACCAACAGCUGAACAACCAAGCUACCAACAGCUGAACAACCAGCCUACCAACACCUGAACAACCAGCCUACCAACAGCUGAACAACCAGCCUACCAACAGCUGAACAACCAAGCUACCAACAGCUGAACAACCAGCCUACCAACAGCUGAACAACCAGCCUACCAACAGCUGAACAACCAGCCUACCAACAGCUGAACAACCAAGCUACCAACAGCUGAACAACCAGCCUACCAACAGCUGAACAACCAGCCUACCAACAGCUGAACAACCAGCCUACCAACAGCUGAACAACCAAGCUACCAACAGCUGAACAACCAGCCUACCAACAGCUGAACAACCAGCCUACCAACAGCUGAACAACCAGCCUACCAACAGCUGAACAACCAAGCUACCAACACCUGAACAACCAAGCUACCAACAGCUGAACAACCAGCCUACCAACAGCUGAACAACCAGCCUACCAACAGCUGAACAACCAAGCUACCAACAGCUGAACAACCAGCCUACCAACAGCUGAACAACCAAGCUACCAACAGCUGAACAACCAGCCUACCAACAGCUGAACAACCAGCCUACCAACAGCUGAACAACCAGCCUACCAACAGCUGAACAACCAAGCUACCAACAGCUGAACAACCAGCCUACCAACAGCUGAACAACCAGCCUACCAACAGCUGAACAACUUAACUGGCCUUGCAGAAGGAGGAGUGUUUGACAAACAGGGCCUACCUGGCAUCCUCUUCGCUGAGAUGCAAAGACGGUUCAAGUCGGGGGUUGCGACCCGAAAAACCUCUGAACCCAAGGGAGUGCCUAUCCCGAUGUCUGCUGAACGGCCCCAGACCUCCUCCGUAGCCUCCUCGCUCCCCACCCCAACCCUUGCUGCGGCGCUAACCCGACGAAGGUUCACCCUGAGCGGGGCAGCUGACAGCCAGAACCAUGGACUGAUGGUCUACUGCAGAAUGCCAUUCUCUCAUAGCUUCCUGUCUGAGGACCAGUUCCAGUGUUCCAUCUGUCUAGAUAUCUUCAUAAACCCUGCCUCCACCCCAUGCGGACACUCCUUCUGCAUGGCCUGCAUAGGUCGGUACUGGGACGGUGCUAAGCUCUGCCAGUGUCCCCUCUGCAAAGAGACCUUUAAGAAACGUCCAGACCUCCAGAUAAAUCGGACCCUCAGGGAGAUCACGGAGCAGUUCAAGUCCAUGUCCGGGGUGUCUCGGUUGGACAGCGGGAGGUGGAGAGGGGUCCUGGGGGCUGGAGAUGGAGGUGGUGGAGGAGGAGAGGACACAGACCAUCAGGACCCCAGCACCAUAGAGAGGGAGUGGAUGGACAAUAAGCUACGAGUGUCUGAGGCAGAGAUCCAUGAGCUGAUUCUACAGAGACAGAGGAAGAUGGAGGAGAUUAGGUCAUCACUGGCUCAACUACAGCUGUCAGUGGAACGUGAGACAGCGGGCAUCAUGGGUACGUUCAGUGCGUUGGUGUGUGCGGUUGAGAGGUCACAGGCUGAGCUCAUGGAGAUGGUUGAGAUUAGUAGGCGGGUUGCAGAGCACCAGGCGGACGCUGCGAUUUGUCAGCUGGAACAGGAAGUGACUGAGCUCAGGAAGAGAAGCCACGCCUUCUCCCAGAUGGCCCAAUCAGACGACAACGUUCAUUUUAUCAAGAGCUACCCUGCCCUCUGCACCCCUCCACCAAUCAGAGACUGGUCUGGGGUGUCGGUGAACCCUGACCUGGGAACGGGGCCCAUCUAUAGGUCGCUGUCUGUCCUGGUCCAACACUUCCAGGAAGAGCUCAACAGGAUGGCUGAGUUUGGCGUACAUCUCCCACUAGAGUCAUCUCCAGUACCACAGCCCAAGGUGAAGAGGGUACAAGAGUAUGCAGUGGACGUGACUAUGGACUCAAGCACCGCCCACCCCAGGCUCAUCCUAUCAGAAAACGGGAAAAAUGUCAAAUGUGGGGACCAUCACCAGUCGGUACCUCAUAACCCUGAGAGGUUCGACCGUGUCGUGUGUGUUCUGGGUCGAGAAGGGUUCUCCUCUGGGCAACACUAUUGGGAGGUGGAGGUGGGCGGGAAGACUGACUGGGAUCUGGGCGUGGCCAGCAGCUCCAUCAACAGGAAGGGGAAGAUAAUGGUAUCCCCUAGCAACGGCUACUGGUUCCUCAGCCUCAGAGACAAACACAACUAUGCGUUCCGGACAGAACCCUCCACCGAGCUGCUUCUCAACCUCAGACCACAGAAGAUUGGGGUGUAUGUGGAUUAUGAGAAAGGGCAGGUAUCGUUCUACAACGUGGACGCUAAGCUCCACAUCUACACUUUCCUGGACACCUUCUGUGAGUCUGUGUUCCCGUUCUUCAGUCCCUGCACCAACAAGUCAGGCAAGAACGACGGAACCCUCACCAUCACACCAGUACUGCUCAUGGACUGACUGUAACACACACACACACACACACACACACGAAGACUUAUGCACACACACACUGUGUGAGCAUGCAAUAUGUAAAUAACGGCACACAAAUGAAGUUACAUGCAAUAUACACACUUUUAUUUCUCAGAUCUCUUUUUACUGAUGAUUGAAACCAACUUAUUGAAAGGUACAGUUAUAUAUAUAUAUAUAUAUAUAUAUACUGAACAAAAAUAUAAAAACGCAACAUGUAAAAUGU